ACGUAGGGAAUUAAUAGAAUCAUUUAAUCAUGGGGCACAAUUUGGAGACACGGUCGUUGUUGGACGAGUUGAAAAGCUUUGAUAGGAAAGGUGGUUUGUUUGAUUUAGGACAUCCUCUCCUUAAUCGUAUGGCCGAAAGUUUUGUUAAAGCCGCCGGUAUUGGAGCAGUUCAGGCAGUUUCCCGAGAGGCCUAUUUCACCGCUAUUGAAGGUGGAGACUCGAGUUCUAUUCCUCCAGAAAUCCCAACUAGCCAAAGGAGACAUCGCUUCUCUGAACUUCGAGGAGAAACGAACAGAAACUCUGUUGAAGCAUUGGUCAAAAGCAUAGGGAAAGAAUCUCUACAAUGGGGUUUGGCUGCUGGAAUGUAUUCAGGGCUUACUUAUGGGUUAAGAGAGGCGCGUGGAGUUCAUGAUUGGAAAAGCAGUGCUAUGGCAGGAGCAAUAACUGGUGCGGCCUUAGCACUGACAUUUGACGAUUCUUCUCAUGAAGAAAUAGUGCAAGGUGCCAUCACAGGUGCGGCUAUAUCAACUGCUGCUAACCUUCUCACGGGGAUAUUUUAGGGUUCUUCAUGUAAGCGUCUUUUGUCUUGUUUCAUAUGGAGCUCCAUACUGUGUAGUCAUAUUUUGUGCAAAAUGAAAUGUACUGUAUAACA
Erigeron canadensis is the source of this 652-nucleotide messenger RNA. RefSeq names its product outer envelope pore protein 16-2, chloroplastic. The transcript is spliced from 7 exons. The record is from RefSeq and is a predicted model, not a curated record. Lineage: Eukaryota; Viridiplantae; Streptophyta; Magnoliopsida; Asterales; Asteraceae. Bases 30 to 560 code for a protein of 176 amino acids. Gene Ontology annotation, cellular component: chloroplast outer membrane. Gene Ontology annotation, molecular function: amino acid transmembrane transporter activity.